Molecule: messenger RNA, 3554 nt
Organism: Hemicordylus capensis (graceful crag lizard)
Lineage: Eukaryota; Metazoa; Chordata; Lepidosauria; Squamata; Cordylidae
Gene: KCNJ11
Product: potassium inwardly rectifying channel subfamily J member 11
Exons: 1
Coding region: 680-1885 (401 amino acids)
Biological process (GO): regulation of monoatomic ion transmembrane transport; potassium ion import across plasma membrane
Cellular component (GO): plasma membrane
Molecular function (GO): ATP-activated inward rectifier potassium channel activity
Source: RefSeq, a predicted model, not a curated record
ACACUAACAACGCUUCAUUCCUCCCUCCGCUUCCCCCUCUCCCGGCAGCUGGAAGGAUCCCUUCUUGGGCCAUGCCCUUUUGGGAAUGGGGUGACGAACAACAAAUAGCGCCGCCGCAUCCCCCAUCCUGGACUUGCUUGGCCAGUCUUGUGACAGAGCCGGCGUCCGACCCCAGCCUCGGGAGUCACCUGGGCUUGGGAUUCCCUUGCGCGACAGCGCCCCCUGCUGCUCCUGGACGCUCAAGUCAAGUGCCUUGACUAACCGAGGGAGCGCUGCAGUCGUGCCAGCGGCUCGCGUUUGAAGGCGUCUCUGCCUGCGGUUCCCCCAUUGCUGGUGGCGCAGCAGCUCCUUAAUUUAGGGCCAGUCACAGUGCCUCGCUGGGUAAUCUCCUGUCGCAGCUGGUUCGCUGCAGCCGGGAACCAUGGAAAGCCUCCUCUCCACCUCCCGCCUCCUAUGCAAAAGCCGGCGUUGGCUGUGAUUGGCGUGCGCAGCUGCGGAGAGCAGAUCUGGCCGUGGCGGGAGGACCGGCGGCUGAAGAAGCGGCCGGGGUGACCGAGUGAGGCUGAAGAAGGAAGAGUUGCCGGCGGCCACAACUCUCUGUCUGCGGCUGAUGGCAGCCCCGCAGCAGUAGCGGGCACGGGACAGUGGUGAGCGCGGCGGCGGGGAGUCCAGGCCAGCCAUGCUGUCCAGGAAGGGGCUCAUCCCGGACGAGUAUGUCCUGACCCGGCUGGCCGAGGAUGUCCCCGAUCACGCCCGUUACCGUGCCCGGGAGAGGAGGGCCAGGUUCGUGGGCAAGAACGGCACGUGCAAUGUGGCGCACAAGAACAUCCGGGAGCAGGGCCGCUUCCUGCAGGACGUCUUCACCACGCUGGUGGACCUUAAGUGGCCUCACACGCUGCUCAUCUUCACCAUGUCCUUCCUGUGCAGUUGGCUGCUGUUCGCCAUGAUCUGGUGGCUCAUCGCCUUUGCUCACGGGGACUUGCACCAGAGCACCAGGAUACACCUGCAAGGUGCCAACGGGGGGUUGGGGGCGGCAGCGGUGGAAUUUGUGCCCUGUGUCACUGACAUCCACUCCUUCACCUCGGCUUUCCUCUUCUCCAUCGAGGUGCAGGUGACCAUCGGCUUUGGGGGCCGCAUGAUGACUGAGGAGUGCCCAGCUGCUAUCCUCAUACUUAUUAUACAGAACAUUGUGGGGCAGGUGAUCAAUGCCAUCAUGCUGGGCUGCAUCUUCAUGAAGACUGCCCAAGCACACCGCCGGGCAGAGACGCUCAUCUUCAGCAAGCAUGCUGUGAUUGCCCUCAGGGAGAGCAAACUCUGCUUCAUGAUGCGGGUUGGUGAUCUGCGCAAGAGCAUGAUCAUCAGCGCCACCAUCCGUAUGCAAGUGGUGAAGAAAACUAACUCCCUGGAGGGUGAGGUGGUGCCCCUCAACCAGAUAGACAUUCAGAUGGAGAACCCAGUAGGGGGCAACAGCAUCUUCCUGGUCUCCCCACUCAUCAUCUACCAUGUGAUAGACAAGAACAGUCCUCUGUACGAUGUUGCCCCAGCCAAUCUCCACCACCAUGAAGAUCUGGAAGUGAUAGUCAUCCUGGAAGGGGUGGUGGAAACAACUGGCAUCACCACCCAAGCCAGGACAUCCUAUUUGGCUGAUGAGAUCCUUUGGGGAGAAAGGUUUGUGCCUAUUGUGACAGAAGAGGAUGGCCAGUACUCAGUAGACUACUCCAAGUUUGGCAACACGGUGAAGGUGCCCACUCCUAACUGCACUGCUAGGCAACUGGAUGAAGACAGGAGCAUUAUGGACUCCAUCUCCUUGUCACCUAAGGGCACCAUUAGGAAAAGGUCUAUUAGGUUGAAACCCAAAUUUAGUAUAGCUGAUGAGCCUUCCUGACACACCAUAUAGAUCUUGUGUCUGGUGGAUGCAAUAAACAUACCCGGAAAUGUCUUCUAUUUUUGUUACUGAAGUUGGUUCCACAAGGUACGUGAGAUAAUCUGGUGCAGGAAUAAUGGUUGAUCCAGAACAUCUACAGAAAACUGGGCAUUCAUACCCUCUCUUUUGACAUUCUUAUUUAUUUGCAUAAUCACUUGGGUGGAUAAACAAUCAAAACUGAAAUAUGCCUUUUGCUGACAAAUUGUUUUCUGUGUAUUGGGUAGUAUUAUUCAUGCCUUUGCAUUGCAUAGAAUUCACCUAAUGGUUUUAUCUCUUUAUGUUAAAAAAAAAUUCUCCGUACCAGUACAGAAAAGUUGUUCAAUUUGUUAAGCUUAAUAACAAGAAAACCAGUAAUUAAUAUUUAUUACAAAAGAAAGACUGUAGACACAAGAGUGCCUGUUUACACUGCAGUGCUUUAAGUCUUAAAGAUAUAAAUGUACAGAUUAAUUUAACUUAUAAAUAAUAUUGCAUGGGUUCUUUCAUAGCUAGUGAGUUAUGAGACACAUAGUCUUAUGGCACCUUUUUGUUUUGUUCUAACUAAGUUAAAUUCAGUUCUGCCCUCAGUGUGUUGUGACAUAGCAAAUGAAAAAGAUGUUCCAAAAAUGAUAUGGUUACACGAGAUAACAGUUGCGGUUGCAACUGGCUGCAGACCAGAAACAUGAAAUGUCUUAAAUGGAUUUCAGUUGUCUUGCUUCCUGCCUUAAAACAACUGCAAACCUUUCUUCUUUGUAUUAGUGCCUAUUCCUGAAUUUUUGAACAAUUAUGCCUAUUGUAAUUGAAAUGCAGGAUUAAAUCCUUGAUCAUAAUUUGAAUUUAACUGCUAAUCUUAAUCUCUCCCCCCACCAAAAAAGGUGGGUGUGGGUUGGGUGUGGGGCGGGGUUUUGAAAAUGCUUUAUGCUGAAAAAGCUUUCUGGGGAAUGUCCCUUGUGUAAGAAAGAAAGAAGUAAUACUGUGUAGUCAGUAUUUUUACAUCUUCCACAGCAUUAACUUAAACAGCAUUUGCCAAUGAAUUGCAAUUGCAAAGUCUGGAAAGAAUUCAUGUUGAUUUAAUUGAUGGCACACUUUGGGGGCAAUUCAGCAUUUGCUAAUAAUAGAGCAAUUCCACUGAACCCACUGUGAGAUUUUCAUUAAACUGGGCUUUGGCAACCCAAAUCACAAACUAGAUCAAUGACAGUACUUAGAACUAAUUUUCUCCCAUCAUUGUAUUGAAAUUAAAUACAUUUAAAUCCAACUACUUCAUUGUCACAUUUAAAUCUACAUUACUUUUAUUUGUGUUAUUCAGUUUCUAGCCAAUACAGAAUUGUGGACCAAGCAUGUAAUGGUAAAAAGUGCAUGGGAUCUUACCUUACUUAGCAAACAACAUUUUAUAAGAAUAUAAAUUGUAAUUCCAAAGAUAAAGUCUCAAUGCAAGUUAAAUGUGCAUGUAUAUGUUUUGAUACAUUUGCAUGCCUUUACAAAAGUUGUUACACUAUUCAUUGUGCAAACUUAAAAAAAAAAAUAAGGCAGGUUUUUUGCACCCUCUGCACAGUAUUAUACAUAAAAUUGAAACAACUUGUAGCAUGGAACUAAGAGACAUAACAAUUUUUAUAAAAGCAGCACAUGAAUAAAAAGCUACAUUUAUUAAAAUUCA